UUGCAUCUGUGCCUCAUCUCGCACUAUCUUCCGCCCUAGUGACCGACAUCUCAUCUGCUCCCGCUUCUCCGCCUCCUCCUCCUGCUCCUUCCCCCUCCUUCCUCCGCGCUCGAUCUCCGGGCCUUCCUCUUCGCUUCUCCGACCGGGAAAACGGGGCCCAAGGACCCCCUUGUCUGCGUCUCUUCGCACUCUGCGGCCACACCACGCGUAUAAAAUAUUGAGUCGGCAAGUCGCAGAUUCUGUUCUCUUCCCGCGAGCGUUGGCAGCCACCAGCUGCUUUCCAAUUUCUCGCGUCUGAAGUCGGAGGAGGCUGAGGCACAGAGAGCAGGAGGUUUCUCAUAAAGGGGAAAAGUAUUUCACCACAAGCUGCAUUGGAUUGUGGAUCCUGUCCUGCGCUCUCCUCUCCUCUCCUCUCCUCUCCUCUCUUCUCUUCUCUUCUCGCUGUAUUCCGCUCCUCGCCCUCCAGAAUCUGGACUGUACUUCCUUCCUUCCUUCGUCCUCAUCCUCUGCGAGCGCUCAUCUUCUCUAGCCCCGAGGCACAAUAAAGACCCGAGCGGAGUCCUCGUCGUCUUGAUUCGCGUCGUGCCCACUUGGAUCUGGAGCGCGCUCUGAUGUGCGCCAACCUUCCGACUGUCAUAUAAAUCCUGCUGAGCAGCCGUAGGGAGCUAUUCUGUCUGUCCUUGUCCACUGGAAGUUGAGCUGCUCGUAGCUCGACCGGAGUGACUGGAACCACUGGAGGUCAACUGAAACUCCUGUGUUUCACUGGAACUGGAGUGCACGAGCUGCCAUUAGCAGUGGGAGACACCGAGCUUGAUCGACAUCUGGUCGGUAGAGAUGAGCGAAGAAGUUCGGUAGCACUCUCGGGAGAUAGGAGAAGAAUGUGAGAUUCUUCCUGGAGGAGGAGGAGGAGGAGGAGCCCGGCGUGUUCUGGUCCUAGCUCGUUGACGGACAAGUAGAGGUAGAGAUUGUAAGUUGCAGGCAGGACGCGAAGAUUUGAAGGAUGGGAUCACUGAGCGGGCCGAAUAACGAGCCGUAUGUGGACUUUCAUAGCAAGUGGAAGGAGGAGCAAGAGCAGCUGACGGAUGAGCUUCGCAGCGCCCUGGAUGCCGACUUGGGGGAGAUGCAGCUUCGAGAGCUCGUGCGCAAGGUCGAGACACACUACGAGGAGUAUUACGCAGCGAAGGACGAUGCUGUGAGGCAGAAUGUGCUGACGGUGAUGCAGCCCGCAUGGAAGAGCCCGCUGGAGAACGUGUUCAUGUGGAUUGGAGGGUGGCGUCCCACCAUGGUGUUCCAGCUCGCUUAUGCCCAGGCCGGGCAGCAGAUGGAAGCGGAAUUGGCCGAAUUUUUGCAGGAUUUGGACACGCCGUCGAUGGCAUCGCUCUCGGCGAAGCAGCUGCAGCGAAUCAGUGAUUUGCAAGUUGUCACUCAGAAGGCGGAGGACGAGCUCGGACAUCGGCAGGCUAUCCUCCAGCAGGGGCUGGUGGAUCAGCCGCUGCUGACUUUAGCAGCAGUAGAACUUUCAGGGGAUGCUUCGGCCGAGCAGCACCCGGCCGAGCAUGCGCUCACGGAUGCGGUCGAUGAGAAGGUCAAGGGGCUCGAGGACCUCUGCCACGAUGCUGAUCGACUCAGAUGCGACACCUUGAAGAAAAUGCUGAAGAUUCUGACCCCUGUCCAAGCUGCGCAGUACUUAGUGGCGGCCGCACAACUGCAGAUGGCAAUCAGAAGAAUCGGUGUUGCGAAACAGGGCGCUGCCGAGCAGCAUAAAAACGGAGAUGAGCUCGAGCACAAAAACGGGGAGACAGAGACGCAUACGAAGGAAACGAAGCAAUCGUCGUUAUGAGAGAUUCCCGGUCUCAGGAGGUUAUAUGCCCAGUUCAUGUCACGUGGAUUAAGUUCAGUCGACACUUACAGACACUUCUUCACGAAAUCGUACUCUCAAGUGGACGGUACUUUUGCAUGGAGUCACAGCACCAUCGACAUCGACAUCGACAUCACUGAGCUCAUCAGGAGUGUGCUCGGAGUUUACAUACAAGGUCCUCACCAUCACGCUAGAGAGAGAGAGAGAGAGAGAGAGAGAGAGAGAGAGAGAGAGAGAGAGAGAGAGAGAGAGAGAGAGAGAAGUGGGGUCGGAUCUACCCCUUGAGAAGGAAAGUUCAUCACCCAGCGAGCUAGGGUGAUUUUGUAUAGUAGUCGGAUCGGUAUGCAUGAUGAGCAACCAUUUUACAAAAGAGUGAAGGCGACGAAGAAUUUCUGUGCGGGGACUCUUCGAGCGAAAGGAGCUCGAUUUUUUUGUCAUACUCUCCAUUCAGUUGACGGUUGGUCCAUAGAGUGGACAAUGGUCAGCAGUCGAGGUUUGCCUCGGCAGAUAUCUUCGCGGAAGUUGUUGACCUUCUUCUAAGAUCUGUUGUCAUGUUCACUUGCAACAACUUCUGUUUCGGCGAUUACUGCGUUGGAAUUCAUCCACAUUAUCUGUCGUAUGGAGGUACACAGAGGAUAAAGUUAUGAUGGGUAGGAUCCGUCGGUGCUAAUGUACUUAGAAUUUUGCCUGCGCAGCAGGUUUCAGACAGGGUGUGUAUGGCUUCGUAUAGCCAGCCCUUCAAGUCAGACCUUCUGGCUUCGGAGAUAUAAAAGUAAGCCUCCUGGCCGAUAGGCUGCGGGGUCGGUAUUUUGUUCAUCCUGC
This is a messenger RNA of Marchantia polymorpha subsp. ruderalis, 2680 nucleotides long. Lineage: Eukaryota; Viridiplantae; Streptophyta; Marchantiopsida; Marchantiales; Marchantiaceae. The record is from the annotation of a GenBank genome assembly.